AAUAUCACUGGUGUCCCCUAUCCGCGUGCACUAAAUCUAUGAUUGACUGACGAAGGGACCAGUGCCCGUAUCGCGUAACACGUAAAAAAAAUGUACACACGUCAACAACAUGAUGAACCGACCGUACUAGAGCGUUAUAUCAUGGUCGAAGACGGUGAGAAUUUUACGCAAAACCGAGCAAGUGUCGCUUAGAACUGUCCAGAUUUACAAAUUAGUUGCGGCUGAAAACUGCUCCAGACAGGCUGUAGUGACUAUACCCAGGAUUCUAUGCUCUCGGGACUGUGAACGCACGGGGAUUUUUCUUCAUCAGAGCAGAGGAGAGCAGUUUUUACGGUCUUUCGCCGUGUACGUACGGCCGGCUGUCUGUGCUAGCUGGCUGACCGUGCAUUCGUGGGGUCAAUGAGCGUCAUAACAACACCGCUAGACGUGCUUGUCGUAGGCCUAGUUGUACAUCCCUACAAUUAACUGCCAUUGCGACGAGGGAUUUUACACGAUGAGGAAGGCUUGUGCGUGAAUGCGUUGGUGUUUGUUUACGGAGCCGCUCACCAAUUUACCACCAUGUUGGAUGUCGUCUCAAGAGUUGUGCCCGCCGGGUGCCUGCUUACAACAGUGCUACUGGUGCUUUCUGCUGCUUACAGCGCAAAUGGUGCUGAUGAGAUUUGUGGGAGCUUGGACAUCCGAAACAGAGUGGAAAAGUUCAAGGAACUCGAGAACUGUACCAUCAUCGAAGGGGACCUGCACAUUCUUCUUAUAGACCAAGUAUCUCAGGGGGACUAUGACCACCUUUCCUUUCCCAAACUCCGCGAGAUCACGGGAUUCUUCGUGCUUUACCGCGUCUCGCAGCUCCUGACGCUCCGUUACAUGUUCCCCAAUCUCGCCGUCAUCCGCGGCGACACGCUUUUCUACAACUACGCCUUGGUCAUCUACGAAAUGCUCGAGAUGCAAGAGAUCGGCCUGAACGGUCUGGUAACCAUCCUGCGGGGCUCCAUCCGCCUUGAAAAGAACCCCAACCUGUGCUACAUGGACACCAUAGACUGGUCCCUCAUCCUGAAGGAAGGCACGGAGAAUAACUUCAUCGCUGAUAACAAGGACCAAGGAGGGUGCCUUAAUUUCUGCCCCAAGACGGGCUGCCGGACACCGACGGCGCUGGGCACCGUGCGGGAACUCUGCUGGUCAGGCGACCACUGCCAAAAAGGUAAGACGCUCAUUCAACGUUAUUUGACAACUUACGAGGCUACGGCGUACAAUCACACAUGCCCCUAUGGAAGUGGUUGAAGCCGCUUCGUAUAGACUUGUGUGUGUUUAAUAUACUGCUGGCUUUAGCCAAGGGAUUUUAGUGUUGCUUUCACAGGCUUUUAAAAACCAGUCCGGAAGCAUGCUGCAGAGAUAUUGCAUCUGUUUAUUUUGUAGCCUGGAGUGGCAUGAAUCUAUGCAAUGGAUUCCGUGCACAAGUAUAUUACUGUUAAUAAUUACGCUUUCUUGUAAGCAGAUAACGAAAUAAAUUUAGCAAAUUUGCAGAAUGAGGCAGUGUGAAAGCGAAUGCAAAAAUGAAUUUGUGAUGUUACGACGAAUUUGCAACAGUUAAACAUAUUUCAACUCUGGCGAAUUUCGCAGCAAGUGGGACAUGUCAAAUUCGCUUCGCAUGCCCAUUAGCGUGGAGUAUGAACUAGCCUUUACGUUCUUUGUUUACAUUACCUACCGGUAUCAAUGCAAGCCGACACUGUACACUCACGUACAUGUACAGCGUGCGUGGAUUUGUCUACAGGAUUCGCUGUGAAUUUCAUUUGAAACGCGUCCUUGUGAAAACGUGUGCUUGUUUAUUUGAUAUGCAGGGUGAGU
Messenger RNA from Patiria miniata (bat star), 1839 nucleotides. RefSeq names its product insulin-like peptide receptor. The record is from RefSeq and is a predicted model, not a curated record. Bases 559 to 1275 code for a protein of 238 amino acids. The transcript is spliced from 3 exons. Lineage: Eukaryota; Metazoa; Echinodermata; Asteroidea; Valvatida; Asterinidae.